Alexandromys fortis (reed vole) is the source of this 4174-nucleotide messenger RNA. RefSeq names its product R3H domain containing 2 (gene R3hdm2). Gene Ontology annotation, molecular function: nucleic acid binding. The transcript is spliced from 26 exons. The record is from RefSeq and is a predicted model, not a curated record. NCBI's taxonomy places the organism in Eukaryota, Metazoa, Chordata, Mammalia, Rodentia, Cricetidae. Bases 529 to 3552 code for a protein of 1007 amino acids.
CUCCGGGUUUGGGCCCCCUUCUUUUCCCCUCUCCCCCCUCCUUCCCGAGCCCCUUUCCCCUCCCCCGCCCCGCUCCCCUGCCUCCCCGCCCGGGCCCCGGGGAGACCCCCCCCCUCCGAGAAGAGCCCGCCCCCAGAAGCGCGCCGCCGCUGCCGGCCGUCGGGGCCGAGCCGCAGCCGAGCGGCCGUGGGCCCGGGCGGCGGGCGGAGACCGGGCGCCCUCCCCGCUCUGGCCCCCGUGAGGUGAAUCACCAGCGGCUACCACUGUCCUUCCUUGGGGUUGCAAAGUCCUACUUGAUACAGUUACUUCACCUGGAUGGAUGAGCCAGCUUAUUUGUGCUAGAAGUCAGGCUGGCUUCAGACUCACAGAGGUCUGCCUGCCUCUCUUCCCCAAGUGCUGGGAUUAGAAGUGUGCACCAACACCACUGGCCCAGAUUGACAAGUAUUGAUUCACUGAAUGAUGCAGCCCUUCCAAAUGUUUGACCCAGUUCAUAUGAGCCCAUAGAAACUGCUGUGUCCUCUGCAGAACAUGUCUAACAGUCAUACUACUCAGGAGACUCUGGAGAUAAUGAAAGAAUCAGAAAAAAAACUGGUGGAAGAAUCUGUAAGCAAAAACAAAUUUAUAACUAAAACUCCAAGUAAGGAAGAAGUUGAGAAAGAGGGUGAAGAUACUGGUUUACGCCAGGAGACACAGAGGCGGACAUCCAGCCAUGGUCAUGCCAGGAAAAGAGCCAAGUCUAAUUCCAAGCUCAAGUUGGUACGCAGUCUCGCAGUGUGUGAGGAAUCCUCCACUCCAUUUGCUGAUGGACCACUAGAUGCCCAGGAUAUUAUUCAUUUGCACAUCAGCUGUCCAUCUGACAAGGAGGAAGAAAAGUCCACAAAAGAUGUCUCUGAAAAGGAAGACAAGGACAAAAGCAAAGAAAAGGUCCCAAGGAAGAUGCUGUCCAGAGACUCCAGCCAAGAAUAUACUGACUCCACUGGAAUAGAUCUACAUGAAUUUCUUGUGAAUACACUGAAAAAGAACCCAAGGGACAGAAUGAUGCUGCUAAAAUUAGAACAGGAGAUUCUGGAGUUUAUCAGUGACAACAAUAACCAGUUCAAGAAGUUCCCUCAGAUGACCUCCUAUCACCGGAUGCUAUUACACCGGGUGGCUGCCUAUUUUGGGAUGGACCAUAAUGUUGAUCAAACUGGGAAAGCUGUCAUCAUCAACAAAACCAGCAACACGAGAAUCCCUGAACAGAGGUUCUCAGAACACAUAAAAGACGAGAAGAACACAGAAUUUCAACAGAGGUUCAUUCUCAAGAGAGAUGACGCCAGUGUGGACCGAGAUGAUAACCAGAUCAGAGUUCCAUUGCAGGAUGGAAGGAGGAGCAAGUCAAUAGAAGAGAGAGAGGAGGAAUAUCAAAGGGUCCGAGAGAGAAUAUUUGCCCGAGAGACUGGCCAGAACGGAUAUCUAAGUGAUAUCAGCAGACUCUGCAAAGAAGCCUUUUCUUCUAGCUCUCACAAGAGAAGGCAGAUUUUUAGGGGGAACCGUGAAGGGCUGAGUCGCACCUCAAGCAGCCGACAGAGUAGCACAGACAGCGAACUCAAAUCCCUGGAGCCACGACCUUGGAGCAGCACAGACUCAGAUGGCUCUGUCCGGAGUAUGCGACCCCCUGUCACCAAAGCCAGCAGCUUCAGUGGAAUCUCCAUCCUCACCCGAGGUGACAGCAGUAAAGGUGGCAGUGCAGGAAGGAUCUCUAGGCCAGGUAUGGCACUAGGUGCCCCAGAAGUGUGCAACCAGGCCACCUCACCCCAGUCUGUCCGGGGCCUUCUCCCUUGUCCUGCCCAGCAGCAACAGCAGCAGCAACAGCAGCAGCAACUUCCUGCUCUCCCACCCACUCCUCAGCAACAGCCUCCCCUGAAUAAUCACAUGAUUUCACAGGCAGAUGACCUCAGCAACCCCUUCGGACAAAUGAGCCUUAGCCGCCAAGGUUCUACUGAAGCAGCUGACCCGUCCUCAGCUCUGUUCCAGCCCCCGCUUAUUUCCCAACAUCCUCAGCAAGCUAGCUUCAUCAUGGCUUCUGCAGGGCAGCCCCUCCCUACUUCUAACUACUCCACCUCUAACCAUGCGCCACCUACUCAGCAAGUCCUGCCACCCCAAGGCUACAUGCAACCCCCACAGCAGAUCCAGGUUUCUUACUACCCCCCUGGACAGUAUCCUAAUUCCAACCAGCAAUAUCGACCUCUCUCUCACCCGGUGGCCUAUAGCCCCCAGCGUGGUCAACAGCUGCCUCAGCCAUCCCAGCAGCCUGGUUUACAGCCCAUGAUGCCUAACCAGCAGCAGACGGCUUACCAAGGCAUGCUUGGGGUCCAGCAGCCUCAGAACCAGGGCCUACUCAGCAACCAGAGAAGCAGCAUGGGAGGCCAGAUGCAAGGCCUUGUGGUUCAGUACACUCCACUGCCUUCCUACCAAGUCCCAGUGGGCAGUGACUCACAAAAUGUGGUCCAGCCACCUUUCCAGCAGCCUAUGCUGGUCCCUGCCACCCAGUCUGUGCAAGGAGGCCUCCCAGCAGGGGGUGUGCCCGUAUACUACAGCAUGAUCCCAGCAGCUCAGCAGAACGGCACCAGCCCUUCUGUGGGGUUUCUGCAGCCUCCUGGCUCUGAACAGUACCAGAUGCCUCAGUCGCCCUCUCCCUGCAGCCCACCACAGAUGCCACAGCAGUACUCAGGAGUGUCACCUUCUGGACCAGGUGUGGUGGUCAUGCAACUGAAUGUCCCUAAUGGACCUCAGACCCCCCAGAAUCCAUCUAUGGUCCAGUGGAGUCACUGCAAAUAUUACAAUGUGGACCAGCGAGGUCAGAAGCCUGGGGACCUGUAUAGUCCUGAAGGUAAUCCCCAGGCCAACGCACAAUUGGGCAACAGCCCCGUCACAUCUCCUACCCAGUCUCCAGCACCCUCUCCUGUCACCAGCCUCAGCAACGUCUGCACUGGACUUGGUCCCCUGCCUGUCCUCACACCAUUCCCCCGGCCUGGGGGUCCUGCACAGGGUGAUGGGCGCUAUUCCCUAUUGGGUCAGCCAUUACAAUACAAUCUCUCCAUCUGCCCUCCCUUGCUCCAUGGCCAGUCAACUUACACGGUGCACCAGGGACAGAGUGGACUGAAGCACGGAAACCGCGGCAAGAGGCAAGCGCUCAAGUCUGCCUCCACUGACCUGGGCACAGCAGAUGUUGUGCUGGGAAGAGUGCUGGAGGUGACAGACCUCCCUGAAGGAAUCACCCGGACGGAGGCAGACAAACUUUUCACCCAGCUUGCCAUGUCUGGCGCCAAGAUCCAGUGGCUUAAGGAUACUCAGGGGCUGCCUGGUGCGGGAGGAGGGGACAACAGUGGGACUGCAGAGAAUGGCCGCCACGCGGACCUUGCUGCCUUGUACACCAUAGUGGCUGUAUUUCCCAGCCCGCUGGCUGCCCAGAAUGCCUCCCUUCGCCUCAACAACUCUGUGAGUCGCUUCAAACUUCGAGUGGCCAAAAAGAACUACGACCUGAGGAUCCUGGAGCGAGCUAGCUCCCAAUAAAUGGAAGACAGGAGGGACUGGCAGGGUAGGAGUGGGGCCAAGCAGAGGGAGCCCAGGCAGACCGACUGGGCCAGAGCCUGCCACCUUACAGCUGAAGAGAGAAGCAGACAUUCUCACACCGGCAUGGGACUCCUUUCCACUUCUUGCCAUGGGUCCCCCUUUUCCCUGUUGGUUCCUUCUGUUUUUCUCUUCUUCCCAUCCUCUGCUACCAGUUUUUUUUUUAUCUCUUCUCCCACCAUGGAAUUGAUUUCUUCCAUAUGUUGUGUCCCACACUCUCCUCUCCGCUUCCUCACCGCCCCAGGCUCCUUUCCUCUCUGGUCUUCAUGAAUAUGUUUAUAUGGACAGAAUUAAGAAAAGUACAUUGAUUUCCCCAUUCUCUCACUUCCCCCAUCUUGUCUCCCCAAAACCCACAGAGUUAAAACUUGGGACCCCACCCCCAGAACACUGUACAUUGUUUGUCUGAGGUUUGUGCCUCCGUAACAGAUGCAGUAUUCAAUUGCACACACAGGUGUUGCUGGGGGUGUCCACUGCACAUUUUAUUUAAUCUGGUUUUUGUUUGUUCGGGGAGUUGCUGGGGAGGGAGGUUGGUUUUGUUUAUAAAUAUAAAAAAAGCAAAAACCUG